AUGGAGACCGACAUUCCCAACCGCGUCGUCGACAUAUCGCCUGACGGAGACAGACUAAUUAAAGUCAACGAAUACGAGGACAGUGACAAUGUCAAUUCUGACAACGAACCCGUGCUAAAGCGAACCGGCACCUUCAAAGUCACCUCAAAGAUCCUAGUCGAGGAAAGCACCUACUUUUCCGGAAUGUUUCGCACAGAGUGGCGCGAGUCUUCCACCGAAAUCGUCCUCAAGCAUGACAAAGCCAAGGCAAUGGAAGCAUUGCUGCAAUUCAUGCACGGCGUGACAGUCGCCGUCGACUCCCUCUCAAUCCCUGACGUCUGGCACCUGAUCAAGGCCGCCGACAAAUACCUCUUCCCGCUGGAGAAGAUGGCCGUCUGGUUUAUGAAGUGGUUCGGGCACCAGCUGGAGAAGAAGAGCGCUGGCGACUACCAGACUCUUGAAGAAUGCGAGUUCGAGCGCCAGCUCCUCUUCCCUUGCUGGGCUUUCGACUACGCCACCGGUUUCCAGUAUCUCACCCGUCACCUCGCAUACAACAUGGGAGGCCAUAUCACCGAAAGCAACCCAACCCGUCUCCGCGAAACACACCUGCCGCCGCGUGUGAUCCAGCAGUUGAAUGCUGCCCGUGGACGGCUGAGGAACAUCCUUCACCGGGACCUGUUCGACGCGACGAAGAAUAUCAUGGACUCUAGCUCUUGCAAAUGCAAGGAGUACACCGUUUUCUACUACCUAUGCGAGCUUCGCCGAGUGGAUAUCUGGCCCAUGGAAGAGAUCUCGACCAGGGAGAGCAUCAACACAAUGCUCGAAUGGCUCAAUGACUUCGACGAAGAGAAAAUGCGCAGCAAGAUUUCUUCCUCUGCUUUCGGAUCCAAAGCCCUGUGCUACCGUUGCAACAGGUCUUGGAAGCAAAUCGUGGAUGCCGCAAUCAAGAAGGUCAAGAAGUACUUUGACGGCUUGUGUUUGGAUUGUAUGGGGAAGAGCAAGCGUUUCCGGUUGGAUAUUGACGGACAUUACUGGAGACACGACGAGAGCCGCGAACGUUACGACGAGGGUUGUCGGGUUAGGCAUGGAGAGCCCACCCACUACUUCAGUUUUAUGGGAAGACGGGAGAAGAGGGGCCUGAUUGCCGACUAG
Aspergillus terreus NIH2624 is the source of this 1131-nucleotide messenger RNA. Its product is annotated as BTB/POZ domain-containing protein. NCBI's taxonomy places the organism in Eukaryota, Fungi, Ascomycota, Eurotiomycetes, Eurotiales, Aspergillaceae. Gene Ontology annotation, molecular function: protein binding. Bases 1 to 1131 code for a protein of 376 amino acids. The transcript has a single exon. The record is from RefSeq and is a predicted model, not a curated record.